Molecule: messenger RNA, 786 nt
Organism: Helianthus annuus (common sunflower)
Lineage: Eukaryota; Viridiplantae; Streptophyta; Magnoliopsida; Asterales; Asteraceae
Product: 40S ribosomal protein S18
Exons: 4
Coding region: 114-572 (152 amino acids)
Biological process (GO): translation
Cellular component (GO): small ribosomal subunit; ribosome; cytosol
Molecular function (GO): structural constituent of ribosome; RNA binding
Source: RefSeq, a predicted model, not a curated record
AUGCCUCAAAAAAAUCAGCCCAACCCAUCAUCCAAUCAAUAUAUAACCCAUCACAACCCUUCUAUUCUAGGGUUUACAGCAUCAGCCGCUUGAAGAACAAGAUCUUCUUCACCAUGAGUCUGGUAGCAAAUGAAGAUUUUCAGCAUAUUCUUCGUGUGCAGAACACGAACGUUGAUGGCAAGCAGAAGAUCAUGUUUGCUAUGACCUCGAUUAAAGGUAUUGGUCGUCGGUUUGCGAAUAUUGUCUGCAAGAAGGCUGAUGUUGAUAUGAACAAGAGGGCGGGAGAACUUUCAAGCGCCGAGAUUGAUAAUCUGAUGACAAUCGUCGCUAAUCCUCGACAGUUUAAAAUCCCAGAUUGGUUUCUUAACAGAAAGAAGGAUUACAAGGAUGGCAAGUACUCUCAAGUCACUUCUAACGCCCUUGACAUGAAACUUAGGGAUGAUCUCGAGAGAUUGAAGAAAAUCAGGAACCACCGUGGUCUUCGUCAUUACUGGGGUCUGCGAGUACGUGGACAGCACACCAAGACUACUGGUCGUCGGGGUAAGACCGUCGGUGUGUCAAAGAAGCGAUGAGCUUGUUUUGGUUUUAGAAAGUCUUUGUUUUUCAUCAUAUUUAGAAUGUUUUGUUAUAUUUUUUGGAUGUCGUAGAUUCUAGGAUUCCUUUACAAGAGCGUGUUGUUAGAAAGUUUUUACAUGUUCGGAUUAUGUUAUAAGUUUUGUUAAAAAGUUCGUAUUUGUCGUAAAUCUUUUAAAACAUGUUUAGAUAUUUGAUUUUAUAUUACUAAAA